Molecule: messenger RNA, 1252 nt
Organism: Rhagoletis pomonella (apple maggot)
Lineage: Eukaryota; Metazoa; Arthropoda; Insecta; Diptera; Tephritidae
Gene: DIP-iota
Product: neurotrimin
Exons: 6
Coding region: 101-1219 (372 amino acids)
Cellular component (GO): neuron projection
Source: RefSeq, a predicted model, not a curated record
UCGUGUGCGUUUUACCUCAAUUGUAUACAAAAAAAAUUCUAAGUGUCUUGAGGAUUUUACUUCAUUAAUGUGGUUGUGUUAGCUGUUUCCCUGCGGCAAUAUGAAACUAUGGGUUGUUUUAAUUGUGUUUAAUCAAUUCGUUUAUUUGUCACUGUCCACAAUAUCGGAAUUAAAUAACUCGGAUCCGAAAUUCAGCGGACCUAUAAAUAAUGUAACAGCUCCCGUUGGACGCGAUGCGACACUCACGUGUAUGGUACAUGAUCUUAUGUCAUUUAAGCUUGCUUGGUUGCGAGUCGAUACACAAACUAUUCUCAGCAUACAGAACCAUGUCAUUACAAAAAAUCAUCGUAUCGGCGUCAGUCACACGGAGCAUCGCAUUUGGCAGCUGCGGAUACGUGAUGUUCGCGAGGCAGACCGUGGAUGGUAUAUGUGCCAAAUAAAUACGGAUCCGAUGAAAAGCCAAGUCGGCUACUUGGAUGUAGUGGUACCACCUGAUAUCAUUGACUAUCAAACCAGUAACGACAUGGUCGUACAAGAGGGCCAAAACGUGACUCUUACGUGCACAGCAACAGGACUGCCAAUGCCUACGGUAACCUGGCGACGUGAACGUGAUAUACCGCUGCUGCAGAAUAUUGCUGGAUCUAAGAUUUAUAGCAUUGAAGGUCCGAAUUUGACACUGUGGCAGGUGACUAAGGAGAGCAUGGGCGCUUACUUGUGUAUUGCUUCAAAUGGAAUACCGCCGACUGUGAGCAAAAGGGUACUCGUUGCAGUUAAUUUUGCACCUACUAUUUGGACCCGUUAUGACUCGGUCUAUGUCGGCUAUGGUCAGAAAGUGGCAUUGGAGUGUAUUUCCGAAGCACAUCCGACCACGGUAAAUUUCUGGCUUAAAGACAAAGAAUUGGUGCAGAGCGGAACUUAUGAGUCGGUCUCAUUAGACAAUAUCUUCAGAAUUGUAAUGCGUUUAAUAAUACGACCCAUGGAGUUGAAAGACUUCGGUGAUUAUCGCUGCGUGGCUAAAAACUUAAUGGGUGAAUCGGAACGCGUUAUAUCAGUGCUGCAUAAAUCCAGGAAGAAUAUUCGUCAUUCCCAUGCGUUGGAUGGGAAAGACAAUAACCUGAUUUUGAUCGAGGAAUACACUUCAGAUGGUACUUCCUUAGCGACCGCGUUUCGCACUAUGUUGAUAACCGCGGCUGUGCUUCAUUGGAGAUUAAAUAAAUAAUAAUUAUUGAAAAACUUAAUGAAUAAAGGAAUA